Lacerta agilis (Sand lizard) is the source of this 2081-nucleotide messenger RNA. RefSeq names its product vomeronasal type-2 receptor 26-like. The record is from RefSeq and is a predicted model, not a curated record. The coding region runs from base 240 to 2081 and encodes 613 amino acids. Lineage: Eukaryota; Metazoa; Chordata; Lepidosauria; Squamata; Lacertidae. The transcript is spliced from 4 exons. Gene Ontology annotation, biological process: G protein-coupled receptor signaling pathway. Gene Ontology annotation, molecular function: G protein-coupled receptor activity. Gene Ontology annotation, cellular component: membrane.
UUCUUUCCUUCUUGCUUGCGGUUCAGGAGAUCAACCAUAACCCCGGGCUCUUACCCAACAUCACCCUGGGCUACAGCAUUUAUGAUACUUAUUUUGAUGGAAGAACAACUUCUGAUGCCCUGACAGACCUCCUUGCUGGUGGGAAAAUCAACAUUCCAAACUACAGGUGUGGAAGAUGGAAUAAGCUGCUGGCUCUUCUGGAAGGGGGUGAAUCCGACAUCUCCACAUACAUUGCAAGCAUGCUGGGCACCUACAAGAUCCCACAGCUCAGUUACGGCUUAGUUCAGGAUGGUGUCCAAUCCCCUUUUGUCUAUCGCAUGGUUCCAAAGCAAGAAACUCAGUACCAAGGGAUGGUCCAACUCCUACUGCAUUUCAAGUGGACGUGGAUUGGUCUCUUUGCUCCAGACAAUGACAAUGGAGAAAGGUUCCUGAGUACCUUGACAUCCCUGAUGAACGAAAGGGGAAUUUGUGUUGCCUUCACAAAAAGAGUACUACUACAAACUUGGCUGUGGUUACCCCAUGAACAGCCUGCCAUGUGGAGACAAGUCAAUGUAUUUGUUUACUACACGGGCUCUCAAUAUGGACUUUUUAUAAUCAUAGAGGUACAAUCCUUCCUUGAAAGGUUGCAAACUGGGGGUAAAGUCUGGAUAACCACAGCUCUUCAGGACACAAUCUUGUUCUAUGAUACCGAAUCCUUCCGGUAUGCCCAUGGCUCUUUGUCCUUUAUACUGAAGACCAAAAGGAGGACAAAAAUGGACUACUAUAAGCCAAUGUCCGCUACGAGUCUAAGCAUUUGGACAGAAAAAUUUGAUUGUUCAUAUUCAAAGCAUGCCUUGUCUGUGAGGGGUUGGACAAGGUGCAGGGAGAAGGAGAAUCUGAAGAGGCUGCCCCAGGAGGAGAUUGAAAAAAUUCAGUCCCAAGACAACUAUGUCAAUUACUACAGUGUCCAAAUUGUGGCUGAGGCCUUGAAUGCUGCAUAUUCAUCCAGCUCAAAAUGGAUGUUGACAGUGGGUGGUGAAAACAAAUUGGAACUUGAAAGGCUACAGCCAUGGCAGACGGUGCCUCGUUCAAGAUGCACAGAAAGCUGUCUCCCUGGAUAUUCCAGAAAAGUUCAGGAAGGGAAGCCCCCAUGCUGCUAUGAUUGCUCUCCCUGCUCAGAAGGGACCAUCUCCACUCAGGAAGAGGCUGAUGAAUGCGCCAAAUGUCCAGAAGAUCAGCAUCCAAAUGAGGACAGAGACCAGUGUGUCCCCAAAGUAAUAAAUUUUCUGUCCUAUGAAGAAUGUUUGGGGAGCAUCCUGGCUUUCUUUGCCCUCUUCUUAUCCUUAACCACAGGUUUUGUGUUAGGAAUCUUCAUUAAACACAAGGAAACUCCCAUAGUCAAAGCCAACAACAGGGACCUCUCCUACAUCCUCCUCAUGUCUCUCCUGCUCUCCUUUUUGUCCUCCUUACUCUUCAUUGGAAAGCCAAGGAAAACAACCUGCCUUCUGAGACAGACAACCUUCAGCAUCAUCUUCUCAGUUGCUGUCUCUUCUAUCUUGGCAAAAACCAUCACUGUGGUUCUGGCUUUCCUGGCCACUAAGCCAGGGAACAGGGUGAGAAGAUGGCUAGGGAAGGGUUUGGCCAACUCCAUUGUCAUUUCCUGUUCCACUGUCCAAGUUCUCAUUUGUACCAUUUGGUUGGGCAUCUCACCCCCAUUCCCAGACUCUGACAUGAGCUCCCAGCCUGGAGAGAUCAUCUUGAAGUGCAACGAAGGGUCUGUGGCCAUGUUUUACACUGCCCUUGGCUACAUGGGCUUCCUGGCUGCCAUCUGCUUCAUGGUGGCUUUCUUAGCCAGGAAGCUGCCUGGAAACUUCAAUGAAGCCAAGCUGAUCACCUUCAGCAUGCUGGUCUUCUGCAGUGUUUGGGUGUCCUUUAUUCCCACCUACCUGAGCACCAAGGGGAAGUACAUGGUAGCCGUGCAGGUCCUCUCUAUGUUGGCUUCCAGUGCUGGGCUUCUGGGCUGCAUCUUCCUUCCCAAGUGCUUCAUUAUUAUACUAAGGCCUGAUCUGAAUAUGAAGGAGCACCUGACAAGGAAAAGCUAA